AUGUUAUUCUGUUCAUUUCUACGACGGGCUUCCACCGAAGCCCCUGUUCAAUCAAAAUCCGACUUCGAUAUCCCUCCCAUAGACCUCUCUUCCCUUGAGGGCCCGCAAAUGGUGAACCCUAAAUACAUCGUCAUGCCAGAUACAAGCCCUACUCGUGUCUGUCACCACUCUCGUACUCCCACCCAUAUCUUGUUCUCGAAACCUUUACCACCACGACCAGCAUCAACGGAUGUUACCUCACCUCGGCAGCGCCGUGCUAUACAAUCCGAAUGGCAACCCGAUUUUCCAGCGAUCGAACAAAAUUUAAAACGUGCUCCAGCACGAAGAGGCAGGCGAAGUCCAUCCGACGGAAUAUUUCCCGACUGCGACCCUCGAUAUGAACACGAUAUUUCCUCGUGCACACCAUCGGAUCAUCAAUACAGUCCACGUCCUAGACGAUCACAAAGUUGUAUGCCUACGAACCUCAUCUGGCUCGAAGAGGAAGAGCAAUGGGUAGUUGGAAGCAGAUACGUAUCCGACACACGUGAUUAUUUUCACAAUAUUCGAGCUCCUGCUCAAACACCGACAUCACCCGUCUCACCCCUUUCCCUAUAUCGCCAAACGACAUCCAGUCUUGAAACCGACAGGAUCGCGCAUGACCAUCGCCCUACCCGAGAUGAGUUACUCAACCUAUUGUCGCCGCACGGUAGCCAUGAAUUUGGACCACCACUUGCCAUAAGGUCAGGGAAUGAACGAGUUUAA
Molecule: messenger RNA, 741 nt
Organism: Penicillium soppii
Lineage: Eukaryota; Fungi; Ascomycota; Eurotiomycetes; Eurotiales; Aspergillaceae
Exons: 1
Coding region: 1-741 (246 amino acids)
Source: RefSeq, a predicted model, not a curated record